UUCUCUUCAAAAUAUUUGGAACCCGGUCAUAAAUCCGAGCAACUUCAAUAAUACAAUACCUGCCUACGAUCUUUUUAGGCUGGAUCUAAAUUGAGAAGGAUUUCAGUACCCACGUGUUGACGCUUCACUUCUUUACAUACCCCAGCCAAAUUCAACGGCAAAUCUUCCAACAAGCCGCUCAAUACACCGCGGCGGUUAAGUCUACCACAAGUAGUUCGGUUUUUAACUGUUCCUCCUGGUCAUGGAUAUCAAUUCUAUCGUCUUGCAAAAAUCAAAAACUGAAGGAGAUCCUCCUCCACCCCCUGCUCAACCUCGGAAACGUCGGAGGCCAGCCCUAUCUUGUAUACAAUGUCGACGUCGGAAGAUAAAAUGCGAUCGAAACAUGCCCUGUGGUCAAUGUGUCUCAUCCAAGACACCUGCAUGUCAAUACAGUUCGGAUCCGGCCCCGGAGUCUAAAAGGCCUCGCGCUAAUGGAAAUGGUCAAUACCAUGUUACACCUAGUCCUGGAAGUACUACCAACGCAUCAUCCAACUUUAAUAGUAUUACGGACAAUGUAACUAAUGGAACAUCAUUAGUUCCUGCAGACUUCUGGAAUGAGAGCACUCCUAUUGUUGAGGGUCCACUGCCAGUUCGUGGACAAGUCGUUGUACCACCUCAAAAUCCUUCGGACCCCUCCGUACAAGCUCUUCUGGACAGAGUACAUAAAUUAGAACAGGCUAUUUCCGAAGCAGAAGCUAUGAAUGGUGGGCCAAAUAUCACUGUUUCUCCGUCCGUUAAAGGGCCUAGCUUAAGGGGUAGUGUUUCUAAGACAAGAUUCUUUGGGCGGAGUCAUUGGAUGAACUCAUUUGAGCAAGUAUGUUAACAUAUUAUAUCUUUUCCCAAACCGCAUCAUUCUGUCGCUCUAACUUUCUCCUAUCAUCUUUCCUUAUUCAAUUUACUUUCAGUUGAAGUAUAAACUCUCGCUUAAGAAUGCUACUUGUAUCAACUACCGCUAAUUAUCCCAACACUGCUAAUGUGUCAGAAGUUCAAACAUAUGACCAAAUUCCAAGAGCUUGGACCAUUAGGUAAAGGCGGGGAAAUUUUCGAUCUCCUGAACAAAUGCAAGGCAUUGGGUAGAAAGGUAAAAGAAGAUCAAAGUCCUGAAUCGUCAAUACCCAGAGGAUAUCGCGAUUAUAUCCCGGAGAAAGAGAUAUCGGACCGUCUUGUCAAUGCAUAUUUUCGAACCUUUGAAUCCGUCUACCGCAUAUUGCAUAUCCCAACAUUUGAAGAGGAAUAUGCAUUAUACUGGAGGGAUCCUGCGGCAGCAAGUAUGGCUUUUGUCAUGAAAUUACUCCUCGUCAUGGCCAUUGGUACAUGCUUUUACGAAGAUCCGAUACUUUCCAGUUCCUUACAUUCCAAAGCUCAACAUUGGAUUGCCGCUGCUCAAGCUUGGGUGUCUGCACCGUCUGAAAAAGACCGUCUUAAUAUUGUUGGUCUACAAAAUCAUUGCCUGCUUAUCAUAGCUCGUCAAGUGAACUCAGUCGGUGGCGAUCUCACUUGGAUUACUGCUGGAUCCGUCUAUCAUCUAGCCAUGUGCUUAGGUCUUCAUCGUGACCCGGCACACUUCCCAAAAAUGGGACCAUUCCAUGCAGAAAUGCGACGGCGACUCUGGGCAACCGUUUUGGAACUUUUGUUACAGUCAAGUCAAGACCUUGGAAUGUCACCUAUGAUCAACACCCAAGAUUACGACACCGAGCUACCAGCAAAUAUUGACGAUUCAGAGAUCAGUGAAACCACUACAAAAGCACCAGCGUCAAAGCCAGUAACAACAUUUACUCAAACUUCAAUCCAAUUAUCACUGAUGCGGUCUUUCUGCACAAGGCUCGAGAUAGCAAAGGCAGUCAAUAGUUUUAGAAGCGAGACCUCAUACGAAGAAACGCUACGCCUAGGAUCUGCGUAAGUGUCCUACUUAAAAAUUUAGUGAUUUGUCAUAUGUCUAAAAACAUAGGUUGGGCAAGCAAUAGCUUCAAAUGAAUUACUAAUGAUUAAACUCGCAGGCUUUCUUCGAUUAGUCGUUCUUGCUCAGCGUCACUACAAUCUUUCUUCACAUCCAAUUCUGAGCAAAAACCAAACGCAUUUCAAAUUAAGAUUCAUGAUUUUUUCAGCACUCAUUUCCUGUUAGCCUUACAUAGGCCUUACGCAGUCAAAGCAAGAGUCAAUCCAACCUAUUACUAUUCUCGAAAGGUUUGCCUAGAAACCUCUUUAUCUCUUCUCGCACCAGCUAUAGCACUCCCAGAACGAUUCAAUUCAUCUCAACCUAAUGAUUGGACCCUACUUACCUGGACCGCAUCGGGCAUCAUAAAAGGGACCCAUAUACACGCAUACAUGGGACUUGGACUAGAGCUAAACCAACAACUCGAAGAGGAUCCUCCACUACCGUUAUCGAUCACUACGCUGCCGCCUCAGCAGGUAGAGAUUCUACGGAUACUUCGUAGCGGAAUUGAUUGGACUUCUAAUCGUAUCAUGAGAGGCGAUACCAAUAUCAAAGGACAUGUUUUCCUAUCAUGUCUUUGUGGUCAAAUUGAAGCUCUGCAGAAAAAUACUCCUACAGAAGAGGGUAUCAUAGCUGAGGCACGGAAAAGUGUAGAAUAUUGCCUACAGUUAAUGAAGGAUAAACUCAGAGAUCAGGAAGCACAGAUGAAUGCCGAAGCAAAUCGUAGUCUUUCCAUGAAUACUGGUCUUGAUGGCGUCAGUUGGGAUGUAGUAGUAAGCCCUUUUCUUGUGUUAGAUGUUGGCCUGAUGAACUAAUACUUUAUAGAUACCAGAUCCAGGUGUGGAGUUUGACCUUCCAGGUGAUUGGGUUUUUUCUACAUGGGAAGAUAGUUAUUUAUGGGUUUGAGAUGGUUCACAUUUACGCUGUACGAUUACUGUAUGUUAGAAUUAGUUACUUCACAUGGUAUAAAUGAAGACAAUGAAAUGAUAUUUACUUCCAUCAUUUU
Sclerotinia trifoliorum is the source of this 2978-nucleotide messenger RNA. The record is from the annotation of a GenBank genome assembly. Lineage: Eukaryota; Fungi; Ascomycota; Leotiomycetes; Helotiales; Sclerotiniaceae.